Vicia villosa (hairy vetch) is the source of this 1788-nucleotide messenger RNA. RefSeq lists its product as uncharacterized. The record is from RefSeq and is a predicted model, not a curated record. The transcript is spliced from 3 exons. The coding region runs from base 1 to 1788 and encodes 595 amino acids. NCBI's taxonomy places the organism in Eukaryota, Viridiplantae, Streptophyta, Magnoliopsida, Fabales, Fabaceae.
AUGAAAAUAUGGAGUGUUACACAAUUGACAAUCUUGGGCAAGGUAUCAGUAGCGAAUAUUCUGGAGGCUCAGAAAUCAAAACUCAACGGUGAAGUUCACAAAGCGGAAACUUCGAAAAGAGGUGAGGAGAGAUUUUGCUCAGUCAGGGAACAAGUAAAUGUCAAUCAAGAACAAAUUGAAUCAAAAACAAGCAAAGACAGAAGAAGAAGAAGAAGAAGGAGGAGGGACAUACUUAGAAAAAAGAAAAAAGCAUGGAUUAAGAGGAAAAAAGAGAAGAAUCGGAGCUGUUCCUGUAAGCACAAGAAAGGAACAGAAAAUCAGGUACGAAGUUUUGAUGAUUCUGAUUUAAUAGGUGAUGAGGCAGAUAUAGAUAAUUGGAGAUUAAUACAUGGGGACGCUAGAGAAAUUGCAAAGGACGUAUGGAAUUUAGGCAAAGACAUUGGGCUAAUUCAUAAGGGAGAAGAAGGCGAAUUAGUUCAAGAACUGGUAGCUGGGGGAUCCAACGAUUUUGAAUUUGCAUUCAAAUCAUCAGAUGGAAGAUCUGGGGGAAUACUGGUCGUUUGGAAUAAGAACAUGCUUUCGAUUAAGAACACCGAAGUACUAGAACAUGCUCCAUGGCUGGAAGGGGAAUGGGGGGUUGAAAACAUUUCGGUCACCAUUGUUGUGGUGUACGCUCCGUGUGACAGAAGAAAAAAAUUUGUUUUAUGGAAUGAAUUACUCUCCAAAAUCAACCGCAAGAGGGAUGAUAGAAUAUGUUUGAUUGGGGAUUUCAAUGCUAUAAGAGAUGUCUCCGAAAGGAGAGGAGGAAUUGUAGCUGGAUGUUUGAAUGAGAUCGCAGAAUUCGAUAACUUUAUAUCUGACGUAGAAUUGAUAGACAUACCUAUCCAAGAAUUUGAUAAAGGUGCCAAAUUAGCUGGAUGGGUAUCAAGGUGCAGGGGGUGGGGAAUGUUUGUACUAAAGGAGAAAUUUAAAAGGAUUAAAGAAUGUCUUAAGGAAUGGCAUAAGAAUCAUUGUCAAAAUCUGGAAGAUAGAAUUAAAGAGGAAAAGGAAAAACUCAAUAGAUUGGAAAUCCGAGGAGAAAGCAUCGGUUUGACUGAAGAAGAAUUAAUUGCCAGGAGCGAGAUUUCAUCAAAAUUUCACAAUCUAUCCAAUCUCAACUGUAGUUUGCAGUGGCAAAGGUCUAGAUCGAAAUGGUUGAAGGAAGGGGACGUGAAUUCCAAAUAUUUCCACAGUUAUAUUAACAAAAGAAGAAAAGACAAUGAGAUCUUAUGCCUUGAUAUAAACGGAAGAAAGGUCACGGAGGUGAAGGAAAUCAAGGACGCUUUAUGUGAUCAUUCAAGCCGCCAGUUUGCAGGCAGAGAAACUAGAGUAAUCCCGGAGAAUCUAUCUUUCAACCAUAUUGAAGAUUCUCAUAAUGAAGAAUUGGUAUGCAGAUUUUCGGAAGAAGAAAUUAGAAGAGCAGUGUGGGAAUGUGAUAGUGAUAAAAGCCCAGGUCCGGACGACGUUAAUUUUGGAUUUGUGAAAGAAUUUUGGGAGGAAAUAAAACAAGAUUUCUUAAGGGUUUUGAGGGAAUUUCACGAACAUGGCAGAAUGGUAAAAGGCGCAAACAGUUCUUUUAUUGUGUUGAUAACUAAGAAGAGUAAUCCAUCAAAAAUUUCAGAUUACAGGCCGAUUGCGUUAAUUGGAUGCAUUUACAAAGUGAUAUCCAAAGUUCUCGCAAAUAGAUUAAAGAAAGUGAUUGGAGUAAUCAUAUCUGAGUCCCAGUCAGCUUUCUUAUCAAAUAGGUAG